AUGCUUCAUGAGUUGGAGAGCCUGACUCUUCUGGAGCAGUCCUGCUGCUGGACGUCGGCUUGUUCGGAAGGAGAAAUUCCUUGGGUGAAUGUGGACCUGUUCGGCAGGACCGCCCCGGGGAGCCGCCGGGGGUCGCUGUGCGCGGCUGUCCCGGGCGCCGGGAGCGGCUCGGCCGCAGAAAGGCGGCAGGACGCGGCCAUGGUGCUGUCGGCCGUGCAGCAGGUGGUGGUCUCGGCCGUGCUGGUGCUCUGCGUCUUCGUCGUCAUGCCCAGGAUAUUCGGGGGAGGAGGCGGCGGGCGGCCGGGCCGGUCUCCGCGGGGCGGCAGGGCCGCUCCGGGACACUACGAUCCGCGGCAGCACGGCAGAGGUAGUCCUCAGACAGUUUAUCAAGUCCAUCGGAAUCCAGGAAAUUCUGACAGUAAUACUUACCAGAGUAUUCAACAGAUGAGAAAUGCAAUGGAAAAAGAGAUAAAAAGUGAGACAACAAGAGGAAAUGGUAGAGAGUUAGCAUUCACCCUCAUGCCGUUGUAUGCUCUUGGAGUGGGAAUGUUUGCAGCAUACAAACUUCUUAAGAUGAAAUCACAUGAAGAAAGUCAUUCCAAAAAGGAAAAAAGUACAGAAGACAAGGCAAAGGAAACGGAGCAUCAGCUUUUAGAACUGGAGCGGCAUCUAGCACAGACAGAGAAAAUGUUAAAUUCUUUAUUGACUCAGUUGGAUCCACUUUCAAACUGUGUUAAUGCUUUAGCUUGUGAGCAGAAAGAUGAAAUAAUGACACAGCUCCAAUCAAUUAGACGACUGAUGAAAGAAAGUGGAUUGGAUAAAUCAGAAAACAAGAUGAAAGAUCUUGGCCACAUCUGUAAUGAGAAACUUGAAGAUCUCAUUCAGUCAUUUGCUGAACAUUCUCAAGAGAAAGAAAUGGACAACGGAGAAGAUGAUUGUUAUGAAGAUUUGCUUGAAGAUUAUAGUAAUGGUUACAAAAUAGAAGAGCAUGAAUUACACGAUGAAUGUGAAAUACAUCAGUUGGAGCCAGAUGUCCUAGAAGACCAAGAAAUGAUAAACAAAGAUGCCACUGAAUCAGAAGUGAUGGGACCGAGGAGACGCAAUAGAUAUGAAUGGAAUCUGCAUAUGUAAAACUUUAAAAGCUUUUGCAUUUCUUUUAUAACGUUGUAUGCACUUUAAACUGUUUUAAAUCAACUUAACAUGCACUGCUGUAUGCUUUAAAAAGAGCAGUGAAAUACUGCCUGUGCUCAUAUCUACAACAAUUCUGUAACUGACUUCAGUGGCAGCAGAAUUUUACUCAGGAUGUUUACAUACUUUAUUUAUUUUUCCCUAUCAGAAUAUUUCUGUAAUCUGUAUAUAAUGCACUGUAAUUACAUCUGAUGCUUCACUGAAAUAUUAGAAUGUCUUCUAAUUGAGACUAUAAAGUAGAGAUGUUUCAUAAAUGUUUUAUAACUAGUAAGCAUGAUGCCACUUGAACUGUGACUUUCUUGAGUUCAUUAAAGAGCAUGCACUGGUGAAUUUA
Messenger RNA from Pseudopipra pipra, 1522 nucleotides. It is a transcript of the gene CCDC107, whose product is annotated as coiled-coil domain containing 107. Gene Ontology annotation, biological process: protein localization to cell surface; synaptic transmission, cholinergic. Lineage: Eukaryota; Metazoa; Chordata; Aves; Passeriformes; Pipridae. The record is from RefSeq and is a predicted model, not a curated record. The transcript has 7 exons. Gene Ontology annotation, cellular component: neuronal cell body; intracellular membrane-bounded organelle; neuron projection. The coding region runs from base 1 to 1131 and encodes 376 amino acids.